Oncorhynchus mykiss (rainbow trout) is the source of this 1241-nucleotide messenger RNA. RefSeq names its product adenine nucleotide translocase lysine methyltransferase (gene antkmt). Gene Ontology annotation, cellular component: mitochondrion. Gene Ontology annotation, biological process: positive regulation of proton-transporting ATP synthase activity, rotational mechanism; peptidyl-lysine trimethylation; regulation of mitochondrial ATP synthesis coupled proton transport. The record is from RefSeq and is a predicted model, not a curated record. NCBI's taxonomy places the organism in Eukaryota, Metazoa, Chordata, Actinopteri, Salmoniformes, Salmonidae. Gene Ontology annotation, molecular function: protein-lysine N-methyltransferase activity.
GCAGAUCAACAAUAGAUUAUGUACUGGUACAACGCAUUAGCAUACGGACUCAUUCGUCCGGUCCGUCAAGGGUAAGAUCCGUCCAAGGUUGCAGCUUGCCAGUAUGGAAGAGGACAGUCCGGAAGAGUUUCUUGCAGAGUUCAAGGAGAAACAUCUAGGUGCUUGGGGAAUUGUCCAGAUAACUGCUGGCACAGGGCUAGCUGUCUAUGCCAUGUGGGCAGGGGUUCUCAUGCCGGGAUUUCGAAAAGUCCCUCUGAGGUUACAGGUGCCCUAUCUCCCCGCCAGCAAGAAACAAGUGCGGAAUGUGAUGGCACUGCUGAGUGGUCGACAUGGUAACCUUGUGGACUUGGGCUCCGGUGAUGGCAGGAUUGUGCUGGAAGCACACAAACACGGCUUUGGUCCCACAGUAGGAUACGAACUCAACCCCUGGUUAGUUUGUCUAGCUAACUUCCACGCAUGGAGAGCAGGCCAUUAUGGGAAGGUGUCGUAUCGGCAGGAAGACCUCUGGAAGGUGGACCUUACUGAGUGUAAGAAUGUUACUGUGUUUUUGGCCCCCAGUGUGCUCUCUUUAUUGCAGGAGAAGAUGGAGGCUGAGCUUCCAGAUGACGCCCUGGUCGUAGCCGGUAGGUUUCCCUUCACUGAGUGGACUCCAUGCAGGAUUGAAGGAGAUGGUGUCGACAGAGCUUGGGCCUAUACCAUGCAGGCCCAAAGACUGCCAGCAGGGAGUGCUGUGCUACCUGUACCUAAAGAGUUGAAAUCACCAGUUUGAACUGAAAGUGAGAGAACCAAGUAACUGUCUGGACCAGGAAGACAUGAGACAUAAGCAUGAGCGUUUGUAUGAUGGAAGAAACAAUUGGUUGUCUGAGGAGGAGGGACAAAACAUUUUCAUCUACAUGGGUUGACACAAGUUGCUGACUGAGACCCACUCCUCACAGUGUUGAAUUGGUAGUUAGGGACCUUUUCUCAAUUGGAUUUCCUCAAUUCCUUGCCUCCGUCCUCUCCUUGCCUUUUGAAAACAACAGCUGUUUCAAAGGGGGUGUGGUUGAUUUCAAAACUCUUCGUGAUAGGAAUUGAGAAAAGACCAGGGAGUGAGAUGCCGUCUGAGUAUAUGAACCUGUCAACAGAUAAACUACCAAGCACAUGGUACAAUCCAGACAUCUUUAAAAACCAUACCUCUUCCACAUUUUGUUACGUUACAGCCUUAUUCUAAAAUGGAUUAAAUAAAAACAUGUCCUCUUCAA